Messenger RNA from Phytophthora nicotianae INRA-310, 2010 nucleotides. RefSeq lists its product as hypothetical. The transcript has a single exon. The record is from RefSeq and is a predicted model, not a curated record. Gene Ontology annotation, cellular component: endoplasmic reticulum membrane. Gene Ontology annotation, molecular function: alpha-1,2-mannosyltransferase activity. Bases 20 to 1783 code for a protein of 587 amino acids. NCBI's taxonomy places the organism in Eukaryota, Oomycota, Peronosporomycetes, Peronosporales, Peronosporaceae. Gene Ontology annotation, biological process: protein N-linked glycosylation.
CAAAGUAUCAUCACGCACGAUGCCUGCUCGACGCGUCACCAAGUUGGAGGCCAAGGCGUCGGCUGCCGCCGCUGCGGAGAAGCGCCACGAGCAGCUGGACGAGAUUCAGCUAUGGCUACCGUCUUUAGAGACAGCGUUGUCCUUGCUCGUUCUCCCGCGCGCUGCGUCCGCUUUGUUGAGUCCCAUCGCGGACUGUGACGAGACAUUCAACUACUGGGAGCCUCUGCACUACCUGCUCUAUCGCUUCGGUUUCCAGACAUGGGAAUAUUCUCCAGUCUACGCUCUCCGCUCCUACUUCUAUCUACUACUACACUACGCGGUGGUGAAGCUUACAGCCUUCGGUUCUACACUUGGACUGCUAGCAGACCAGAAGCUGCUACUGUUCUACGGUCUACGCGCCGCGUUGGGACUACUCUCAGCCUACGCAGAGGCGCUGUUCUACCGUUCUACCAGUCGUCGCUUCGGUCGCCGUACGGCGCGCUAUCUACUGUGCAUUCUACUCUUCAAUGCCGGUAUCUUCCACGCCAGCACGGCCUUCCUACCCAGCACCUUCACGAUGGUGCUGGUUAUGCUAUUCAGUAGCGCGUGGAUGGACAAGAACCACUAUUUAGCUCUCUUUUGGGGAGUUGUGGCUGUACUCUGUGGUUGGCCCUACGUCGGUGUACUCUUCAUCCCAUUCGCAGUCGAGACGCUCUACACUCGAGGACUUAUCAAGAGUAUCGUGGUCGGUGUGGCUAUUGGAGGAGCAGUGUUGGCUGUAGAAUUGGUAGUCAACUUCCACUACUAUCAGCGGUGGGUACUACCAGCUUGGAACAUUGUUGUGUACAAUGUUCUUAGCAACGAGACGGACUCGACGCUGUACGGCACGGAGCCACUGAGCUACUACCUGUUGAACCUGGCACUGAACUUCAACGUCGUGGCUCUAUUGGCUGCACCUGCAGCGCUGUUUGUAUUCGCGUUACCUGGUCACUAUGAAACGAGCAAGUUGCAGCUGUUGGCGUACUUGUCACCGAUGUACGUAUGGGUGACCAUCAUGUUCACUCAGGCACACAAGGAGGAGCGCUUCCUGUCUCCAGUUUACCCAUUAUUUUGUCUGGCUGCUGCCAUUACACCCAGUGCAGUGGUUUAUCGUAUCAAACGCUUCUUCAGUCAUGCACCUGCAGUGGGUAAUGGACUCACGAAGGUGUUGGUAGUUGGAAUACUGAGUAUCUACGCUCUACUCUCCGUUUCUCGGGUUGUCAGCAACGUCGUGAACUUCAGUGCUCCACUUCGUGUAUACCAGCAUUUGUAUGCUAAGGUAUUACCGAAUCCGGAGAGUGGCAUGCUGCUUGACGCUCCUAAUGCUGCUACGCCCACAGUGACGCUGUGUCUGUUGAAGGAAUGGUAUCGUUUUCCUACCAGCUUCUUCAUCCCGUCCAAUUCUACCAAAGUGGAGUUUGUCAAGUCUUCAUUCUCGGGUCUACUGCCUAAAGCUUUCGAGCAACACGAGAACGGCACUUCGAUUAUUCCCAGUGCUAUGAACAACCAGAACCGAGAGGAACCAAGUCGCUACGUACCGCUUGAAACUUGCGACUACGUGGUGGAUUUGAAUCUACCAGGACAACAGGAAAUUAAGUUCUGGGAGGAGCCCACAACGUGGGAACUCGUGCACUCGGAGCCGUUCCUCGAUGCAGAACGAUCUAAAUCGCCGUACCGAUCGUUCUACAUCCCCAUCCUCACUCCACAAUACGUUAAAUAUGCGGACUACGCAAUCUACAGACGCAAGAAAACUACAGCGAACUAGGAUGGUAGACUACUUCACCCACGGUACAGCACAGAUGAUUCCACGCUCAAUUUUGCCUUACAUUGCCACUCAUUAUUCAAAUUGGACUCCUCUCAACUCUAGCCUCGGUUGCCAUCACUUCUUACAGCUUCGAGUGGCUCAGCUCGAGUUUUGCGAUGGUGCGCAUGUGCACCUCAUCGGGUCCGUCGGCGAUACGCAGCGUGCGCAGAGCAGCGUACAAGUACGAU